GGGAGGCCAGCGCCAUCCUGGUGAAGGCCCAAGCCAAGGCCGAGGCCAUCGGACUUCUGAGCAUGGCUCUGACCCAGCAGAAUGGCAACAUGGCGGCUUCCCUAUCGGUGGCUGAGCAGUACGUGCAGGCCUUCUCCCAGCUGGCGAAAGAGUCCAACACCAUCCUCCUGCCCACCAGCACCGGAGACGUGACCAGCAUGGUCGCCCAGGCCCUGACCAUCUACUCCUCCCUGACCAAGACUCAGGAGCCUCCCGAGAGCCUGGAGGGCCCCGCUGACCCUCCCCGGUUGGCACAGCAGCCCCCCAGGACCAGCUAUGAGGAACUGGAGCAGUCGAGCACCAGCUAGCCGGAGCCCCCAGGGCCCCCCCAAGGACUGGCCC
Molecule: messenger RNA, 381 nt
Organism: Protobothrops mucrosquamatus (brown spotted pit viper)
Lineage: Eukaryota; Metazoa; Chordata; Lepidosauria; Squamata; Viperidae
Product: stomatin-like protein 2, mitochondrial
Exons: 3
Source: RefSeq, a predicted model, not a curated record